UACAGGAAAGCUUGCGAGACACUAUACUGCAGUACAGGACUACAGGACUACAGGAAGAGUAUUACUUUACUCUGUUCAUUACACACUUCCUUAUUACCCGCGUUCUGUACACAUCAAAUCUCAGCCGAACUUGCUACUUUAUUACAGAUCUGGGCGCCAUUCCCUUUCAUUACAGAAUUAGGUUUGUUGCUUAAAGGCGUCUUCAAUUCAGUAUCUUCGAUGGAACUUAACAAUUUCGAAAGAAUCAACGACUUGAAUCCAGCUAGAUUCGACUGGAAAUGUAGACUAAGGUUACAGUCUUUGUGGAAGGGAGUUCACAGAGAAAAGAAAGAAUUCUAUGGCGUAAAUAUGAUUUUCAUAGAUGACUCAAGCCAUCGGAUUCAUGCUUUUGCAAGUAAAAAAUACUGUCAAGGGCUGUUUGAACAUCUCAAGGAAGGAGAAGUUUAUGUUUUAACAAAUUUCAAAGUGAAGGACUAUGUCGGUGAUGAGACAUACAGACCAGUUAGACACAAGAAGCAUAUCUACUUCACAACACACACAAAAUUGGAGACAGAUUCAUAUGGGGGUUUGAAAAUAGAAAAGUAUGCUUUUGAUUUGUUCUACUUGGGAGAGAUGAAAAAAUUAGCUGAAGACAACCGUUACUUGAUAGAUGUGGCAGGUAAGAUGCAAAAUGUCCGCCCAAACAUGAAGUCCACCAAAAAUGAUGUCGAAAAAAGGCUGACAAAAUUUGAUCUGUUUGAUGGAAGGAACUCUGUUAGUGUGACUCUUUUUGAUGACUUUGGGCUUCAAUUUGAGCAAGAUUUAGAAAACUGUAACCAGACUGAGAUAUUUGUUAUUAUAUGUGCAGCAAAAGUUGCGCUUUAUGAGGGUGAGGCCAAUAUCACAACUUACCCAGCUACGAGAAUCUACAUCAAUCCUACUCAUUACAGUAUCUCAGAGAUCAAAAACAAUUUGAAGGCAAUUAAAAAGGAACCAGUGUCGUCACCACCAUAAGAAGAGACAAAUUUCCCAACACUUACGAUAAAAGAUAUUAAGUUGUUGGCUCCUGAUUCUCCUGAGUGCAAAGUAAGGUGCCAGGUUAAAGUCACUAAGGUCGAAGAGCAAUCUUCUUGGUUUUAUGUUGUCUGCACAAAAUGCCCUAAAGAAAUAUCAAGAGUUGAAGGCAUUUUCAAAUGCAUUGACUGCAACAGAAUUAUUCCAUAUCCUGAUAAAAGAUUCCGUGUGUGCACUCUAUGCAGUGACAGCACAGGUUCCAUUGUAGUCAUUUUUCCUGACAAAGAAGUCAGUCGAAUUAUUGACAAAACGGUUUUUGACAUUGAGGCAGAGGCCAUUCAGAAUGAUGAAACUGAAGGAAAAUUCCCGCUGAUCCUUAAGGAGUUUGAGAAAAAGAUUUACACCAUCACUUUGAACGUUACGGACAACAAUUUGAAAAAAGGUUCAAGGGUGUAUGAUGCUUUUGAGAUUUUUGACAAAAUGGAGAGCGGAGCAAGUUUUGAUCCUUCGGCACAAACUGAUACUCAAAUGGUCGAUGCUAUGACAGUCAACUUGAAAGAUGACCAUAACAACACACCAAAUACUGGCAUCUCUUCAACAAAGACCAGACCUAGGGCUGAAAUCGAACCUGUGCCUUUCACCCCAACAGAAGAAAUACCUGCAAAGGUUCUGAGAAAUGCUAGGAAGGAAAAGUCCUUGGAAUGAAGUCGACAGCAAAAACUACUUUUGCCAAUGGAUCAAAUUUUAUCUUUUGCCAUAUAUUAAGACAGCAAAACUCUUUUGUUAUAUUUGAUCUGACUUUAUGCAACUAACUAUUAUUAUGGUUCAGCCUAAACUUAACAGAUUUGUUAAAGUCUGUAAUGGACUGUACUUUUUUUAUGUCCUUCUAUCUAAUCUUAAAGUGGAUGUCACUAACUAUUUAUUAUUGCUUCUGAACUGUAAUUAACAUAGUAGUUCCCUG
Daucus carota subsp. sativus is the source of this 1954-nucleotide messenger RNA. RefSeq lists its product as uncharacterized. Lineage: Eukaryota; Viridiplantae; Streptophyta; Magnoliopsida; Apiales; Apiaceae. The transcript has 12 exons. The record is from RefSeq and is a predicted model, not a curated record. The coding region runs from base 220 to 993 and encodes 257 amino acids.